AUGGACGGUUUUCUGCGCAACUGGCGGCAGGACGCAUUGAACCGCGGCCAGUUCGACUCGGCCGUCUACAUUGGCGACAAAGUCUUCGCCUUGACCAACAGCGACUCGGACGCUUUCUGGCUCGCCCAGGUCCAUUUUUCAAAUACUAAUUAUACCCGUGCCUUGGCCCUCCUGACCCGGAAAGACCUGAUCUCGCGCAGUGCCGCCUGCCGAUACCUGGCGGCCCAUUGCUACAUCAAACAGAAUCACUUCGAACAGGCGCUUUCGGUGCUCGGCGAUCAUAAUCCGACUCACCUCUUCCGCAGUAAAAACAGCCGCCGGAAAAUACAACACCUUAACGGGCCAAAUCGGGUCAACCUGCGAAAUGGGAAGAAUGGGGCGACAUCGCGCCUUGAUCCGGGCGACGACCGCGAACGAGAUGAAUACAAUAAUGUUCGAUUUGAGGCGGCCAUGUGUUACCUGCGUGGGCUAUGCUUCGCGAAGCAAAAUGCGUUUGACCGCGCACGCGACUGCUACAAAGAUGCCGUACGCAUCGACGUGCAAUGCUUCGAGGCCUUCGAUCAGCUGAUGAAAAACUCGCUGAUGUCCCCGGCGGAGGAGCUGGAAUUCUUGGAAUCGCUGGACUUCGACUCCGUGGGCUGUCCGGACGCAUACACUGCGCAGGAGGCGGCUCAUUUCACUAAGAUGCUGUACACGACUCGGUUGUCGAAAUAUUCGUCCCCCUCGAUUCUGUCCGACGCGACGGAAACUCUGUCGACACAUUACAAGCUUGCCGACAAUCCUGAUAUUCUUCUUUCCCGCGCCGAGGCCCUCUACACCCAAUGCCGCUUUGCAGAGGCUCUGGAGCUUACUUCGUCGAUCUUGUCCAACUCGGAAUCCUCCACAGCUCUGACCACGGCUACCGCUCCUCAAUUGUCCGCGCAGAAUCACUUGGGACACGCACCGGCGGUAUAUCCUUUGCAUUUGGCGUGUCUCUACGAAACCGGUGCUACGAACUCGCUUUUCCUCUUGUCGCAUACGCUGGCCGACCACGCCCCGGAGGAGUCCUAUACCUACCUCGCCAUCGGCGUCUACUAUUUGUCCGUCUCCAAAGUGGCCGAAGCACGACGGUUUUUCUCGAAAGCAUCGUUGUUGGAUCCACACUCGGCACCGGCAUGGAUCGGGUUUGCCCACACCUUUGCCGCUGAGGGGGAGCAUGACCAGGCCAUCGCUGCUUACAGCACGGCGGCUAGACUCUUCCAGGGCAGUCACCUCCCGCAGCUCUUCCUUGGCAUGCAGCAUUUAGCGUUGAACAACAUGUCUUUGGCCCACGAAUAUCUAUGUGCCGCCUACGCCAUGUCGACAGGGGCUCCGUCCGGCUCCGUCACCUCGAUCACCGCGCUCCCGUCAUCCACCGAAGGGCACUCAUUGGGCGGCGACCCUCUGGUCAUCAACGAACUGGGCGUUGUUCUCUACCACCAGAACCAACUCGAAAGUGCCAUUGAGCUUUUCCGGCAGUCCCUUGCCUUGGCAACGUCGCUUCACUGCGAACCGGGAGCCUGGGUGGCUACGCGGGCCAACCUGGGCCAUGCGCUACGCCGGAUCGGUCGUUUUACGGAAUCACUGAACGAGUUCGACGAAUGUCUCCGCAUUGGAGCCGCCGGCGCGAGCAUUGGCUACAGUCCGUUCUUGGGGGGAAGCGGUGGCCAUGCGUCGGGCGUUUCGGCAUCGGGAGUCGGGGGAUAUGAAGAUCGCGGUCUCGUUGGGUCCCUUCACACCGCGCGCGGACUUGUGUUGUUGGAGCUCGGUCGGACGAUGGAAGCCGUGACAGCCCUUCACGAAGCCGUGCGCGUAUUGGGUGCAAGCGGUGGCGGAGACGCUGCCGGUGGCGCCGGGAUUGCCGGCACGCUUCUAUCUCGCGCUCUAGAGAUCUGGGCGUUGGAAGGUCACAGGUCCGACUCCACGCCGGAGAGCGGCCGGUCAGGAUCCAGCCGGAGCUCCGCCCGUGCCUCGCGAGAUAAGGGAAAGGGCAAGACCUCGCGACGGCGAGUGCCCACGGAGGAUUCCUACGCCGAGGAAUGGACCGACGACGUCCCUCAAGUGGACUCGCAGACUAUGCCCGGCGAAUCGGCGACGCUUGAGAAGGUCGAAAUGGAGCUGGACGACGAGGCAGAUAGGCUCUUCCGCCAGGCGAUGGGACACAUUCCACGACCCGGCCGGACUCCGGAACUGGAUCCGGACGAUACCCCGGCGACCGCCGGGAGACGACGUCGGGGAUCACGGACGGUGCGAAGUAACGCGAGACAUUGA
Aspergillus affinis is the source of this 2289-nucleotide messenger RNA. RefSeq names its product anaphase promoting complex subunit CDC16. Bases 1 to 2289 code for a protein of 762 amino acids. Lineage: Eukaryota; Fungi; Ascomycota; Eurotiomycetes; Eurotiales; Aspergillaceae. The transcript has 2 exons. Gene Ontology annotation, biological process: cell division. Gene Ontology annotation, molecular function: protein binding. The record is from RefSeq and is a predicted model, not a curated record.